UGAAAGUACCCCACACGUGCAAAAUCUCCUUUGACUGAGCUUUGCGCACAGUGGCUUUGCUCGGAUAUUUUGUUUUGAGUAUCACAUAAUGUACUCAAGUGGUUAUGUGAACUGUACCUAGUGACAAACGACGAUGUAAAUGAUGACAUCAAAGGGAAUCAAGAAACCGGAUAAAGCAGGAGAACAUCUCCGGCCUUAUAAAUUGUCUCACCAGGUCGUCUGCAUCACAGGAAUAAAUUUUCAAAGACAAUCACUAAUUGGUUAUGCAGAAUUAAGCAUUAAUCCCUUGAGGAGUGACUUACGGAAGAUCAAGAUAAACAGCAAACAGUGUCGUAUAUACCGGAUCUGUAUUAAUGACUCGCUGGAGUGUCAGUUCACCUACAGUGACCCUUCCUUGGAGGUGUGUCAGGGAGACUCCAAACAGAGGAACUUGGAUUAUUUUACAAGCAGCCAUCAGAGUGCUGUCAGUUCAGUGGACACAGACCAGGGCAAUGGGGAGCUGACGAUAAAGGUGCCUCAUGAAGCUACAGACUUCAUAGCGGAGCUGAAGCCCUUCAGACUAAGUGUGGACUUCUCCCUGGAGAAACCCCAAGGAGGAAUCCAAUUUGUCGUUCCAGAAGGGGAAGGAACUCUGGCAGAUCGGGGCGCGCACAUGUUCACGUACGGCACUGCGAACUCGUCGCGGCUGUGGUUCCCCUGCGUCGACUCGUACAGCGAGACGUGCACGUGGAAGCUUGAGUUCACCGUCGACUCGACGAUGACUGCCGUCUCGUGCGGCGAUCUACUCGAGGUCGUCUACACGAGCGACCUUCGCAAGAAGACCUUUCACUACUUUGUCGGCGUGCCGACGAGCGCACCAAACAUAGCUCUGGCCGUCGGUCCGUUUGAGAUUCUCGUUGAUCCCAACAUGCACGAGGUGACGCACUUCUGCUUGCCUCAGCUCAUGCCAAUGCUCAAAUGUUCGACGGCGUUCCUGCACCAGGCGUUUGAGUUUUACGAGGAGCUGCUUUCGGCGCGAUACCCGUACUCCUGCUACAAGCAGGUGUUUGUCGAUGAGGCAUACAGAGAGGUUACUCCCUACGCAACCAUGUCGAUACUCAGCACCAACCUGCUGCACUCGAAGCAGAUCGUCGACCAGACGCCCGUCACUCGCCGGCUCAUGGCGUCGGCCGUCGCCUGCCAGUUCUUCGGCUGCUUCAUCGCGAUGCAGAGCUGGUCGGACGCGUGGCUGCCGGCGGGCAUCGCCGAGUACCUCACGUGGAGCUACGUGAAGAAGGCGUUCGGCAACAACGAGUACCGCUACUGGAUCUACAAGGACCAGCAGGAGGUGUGCUCGUUCGAGUCGACGUUCGGUCUCAUCACGCUCGACAGCUCGGCGGAGAAGGAGACCAGCGGCGACCUCUAUUUCUCGACGCGGCACCCGUUCACGACGCUCGAGCGCUACAAGAGCGCCUACAAGAAGAAGGCUCACCUCGUGAUGAGGAUGCUAGACCUGCGCGUCGGCCGCGAGCUGCUGCUACAGGUGUUCAACAAGUUGCUGUCGUUGGCGACGAUCGCCGCGCAGCAGAAGUUCCAGAACCAGGCAUGGCACAACCUGCUGCUCUCCACCAGCAGCUUUCUCAAGUCGAUCACGACGGUGACGGGUAAGGACAUCCAGCCGUUCCUCGACCAGUGGGUGACACAGGGCGGCUUCACAAAGUUUCACGGGUCGUUCGUGUUCAACCGCAAGCGCAACACCGUCGAGCUGGAGCUACGGCAGGAGCCGACGGCCAAGGGAGCUCGCAAGUAUAUGGGUCCGUUGACGGUGACGGUGCAGGAACUGGACGGUACGUUCCACCACAAGAUGCAAAUCGAGGAAAACUUGACCAAGCAUGACAUCAUCUGCCACUCGAAGAGCAGGAGGCACAAGAAGAAGAAGAUUCCGCUGUGCACGGGCGAGGAGGUGGACAUGGAUCUCAAUUUUAUGGAUCCCGACUCGCCGGUUCUGUGGAUUCGCAUUGACCCGGAGAUGUCUAUUCUGAGGCAGGCAACGUUUGAGCAGCCAGACUAUCAAUGGCAGUAUAUGCUGCGAUACGAACGGGACGUGACGGCGCAGACUGCUGCCAUCUAUAGCCUCGCACAGUACGCCACACCGCAGACCCGGUUAGCUCUCACCGACACGAUAGAGAAUGACCAGUGCUUCUAUAGGGUCAGGAUGGAGGCUGCUAUGUGCCUAGCUAAGGUGGCUAACGAGAUGGUAAGCACCUGGGCAGGGCCGCCAGCUAUGAUCACCAUCUUUCGCAAGAUGUUCGGAUCAAAUUCCUGUCCAAACAUCGUAAAGCAGAACAGCUUCCAGAACUUACAAGCCUACUAUCUACAAAAGACGAUUCCCGUCGCCAUGGCAACUCUGCGAAACAUACACAACCUGUGCCCACAGGAGGUGUUUAAGUUUCUGCUAGAUCUGUUUAAGUAUAAUGACAACAGCACGAACAAGUUUUCCGACAACUAUUACAGAUCCGCUCUCAUAUUGGCCCUGGCCAAUACAGUAACGCCUGCAGUGACCAUAGGUGCGCUCUCAGGGAGCAUGGUGACAGCAGACAUGUUGUCGAGCGACAUGAAGCUGCUACUCGAGGAGGUCACGCGCUACACGAACCUGGAGAAGCUGCUGCCAUGCUACCGGCUAGUCGUCACCGUCAACUGUCUCAAGUGCAUCCGUGUGCUGCAGAAGAACGGUCACCUGCCGAACGACCCGACGUUGUUCCGCAGCUACGCGAGCUACGGUCAGUACGUGGACGUGCGGCUGACCGCUCUGGACGCGCUCGUCGACUACACGCGUGUCGACGGCAACGCCGACGAGCUGUCCUGGCUGCUCGACAUCGUCGAGAAGGAUCCCGACCCUUACGUGAGACACGAGGUGCUACGCAUGCUGUGCGACAACCCUCCCUUCAGGAAGGCAGACAACAGUCCCCUCGCGUCGGCUAGUCUUGUCGAUAGAAUGUGGAAGCUGAUGAACUGUAAGACUUCCCAUGAUUCCCGGCUGCGCUGCGACCUCAUCGACCUCUAUCACGUAUUGUUCGGCCGAUCGAAGCCGGCACUGACGCACUCCGCAGACGCGCCGCUGACCCAGAAGGUCAUUGACACAGCCACAUCCCCUGGAGGCUGGGAGAGGGAAACGAAAGCGUUCUCCGCCGUGGGCGGAGGUGACCAUGGUUACUCCUACGCUGCCGUGCACGAAGCGAUGGACGUGGCGCAGGAGGACAGGUUCUCGCCGCAGCCCCCCGCGGCGCAGCCCGGCAGCCCCCUCAUGUCGGAGGAGAUGAUCGACAUAGAGGUCGGAGCGAUGGAGGUCGUCGUCGAGCCAGUGAAGGAGGAAGAACAGGCACAAUCACUGACGCGAAUAGACAUCUCCAUCGGGCACGAUACGCAUGGAUACACGGAUCACGGGGCAUCGAUAAGGGAGGAAGAGGAAAAGGAUAAACAUGCAGAGCAGGAAGGAGAAGGUCAGGUAUCUACCAUGGAUGCGCAGGAAGGAGGGAAAAUGCCCGAGAAGGGCAUUCCAGAGGACGACGAGGAUGGAGGGAGGUUUGACGAGGCCAGAUACGCAACUCCUGUGAAGGUGGUGGAUUCCGACUCGUCCAUUGAGGGAGACGGGCCGCCGCUGAAGGUGAAGACGACCGCCCGCAGCGUGCUGCCCUCUUCUUUCCUCAAGAUCGCCAUGGCUUCUAAGCAGCAGCCGAGCAAGGAUUCGGGAGAUUCGAGGCCACGCUUCGGCUCCGAGCGCAGGCACGAGGAUCCACACAAGUUCGACAUCUUUGACUUCGACUCGGACGAGGAGCAGCGUCCGAAGCCGGCGCUGUUCACCGCGUCUGCCGCGCCGCCCGUCGCCGCGGCGACGCCGUCCGAGGAGAAGCACAAGCACCACAAGGAGAAGAAGAAGAAGAAGAAAAAGAAGCACAAGCACAAGCACAAGCACGAACGGCACGAGAAGCACGGCAGCCGGCACGAGAAGCAGCAGAGUUCGGAGAGUUCCACCCACAACUCUCCGUUCACCGACUGACCAUGCCUCGGACACCGGAAAUCCGAAGAAAAAAAAUUUAUUUCGGAAAUACGUGGCAGUCGACGUGAGUCGGGAUGUAGUGAAGCGUUCGAGUACUAAUGCAAUAUUUUAUCCUUCUCACGUAGAAAAUGAGAUUACGAGGCGGGAUACCUUUUAAUUGUACGCAUCUUCGUUAUAUCAAAAGAAAAUGAAUUCGAAUUACUUUCACGAGUUCUCUUCUGAUAGUAUCAAGACCCUUCAACAAACGUUGUAGCCACUUUAUACCACAUAAACGUUAAUGGGCUAUUCACAUUAUAAAUAGAUUACCUCAUACAUGUGUAUACUAGGUACAUGAGAAGUGUGAAUGCGAUGGGUGUAAAUAGUUGGGUGCUGUUAUGUCGAUCGUUAAUUUCGUAAUUACGUGUAAUGUAUGCAUUUCAAAUCAUGACAAGUGAAGUGUUUGUGAAAAUAUUUUAUUGUAAGAAAAAUGUCAUAACAAAUCCUA
Molecule: messenger RNA, 4520 nt
Organism: Priapulus caudatus
Lineage: Eukaryota; Metazoa; Priapulida; Priapulimorpha; Priapulimorphida; Priapulidae
Product: transcription initiation factor TFIID subunit 2-like
Biological process (GO): transcription initiation at RNA polymerase II promoter
Cellular component (GO): transcription factor TFIID complex
Molecular function (GO): zinc ion binding; chromatin binding; transcription cis-regulatory region binding
Source: RefSeq, a predicted model, not a curated record